Molecule: messenger RNA, 561 nt
Organism: Aureobasidium subglaciale EXF-2481
Lineage: Eukaryota; Fungi; Ascomycota; Dothideomycetes; Dothideales; Saccotheciaceae
Exons: 1
Coding region: 1-561 (186 amino acids)
Source: RefSeq, a predicted model, not a curated record
AUGCGCUACAAUAUAGUCAUAUAUCUCUUUACUAUAGCGACAUCCGUCAUGGCUCUUACUCCCAACUCAACCGUGGAUUAUGACACAGUACGAGCAGAGAUGAAGAGGUUGCUUACGCCCGACGAGCGACUGAAUUAUCGUGGCGUCACGAAGUCCGCAAUGACCGGGCUCAAGUACGACCAGCUGUUUGGCGUGAGCACCGCCGAAGAGUUGAUCACUGCCGAGAUCUAUGGCCGACGGGCCCGACCGUCGGACGAUGUCGAAAACCUGUACCUCUUCUCUGUGGGCCAUGGUCUGGUAGCUAGGUUCAACAUGGCAUACCAGCAGCAAUCUCUCGAAUCUGAGUCAGAGCAAGACAAAGCCUUUCGUGACGCCUACGCACCAAAUCGAAUUACCAUCCAGGAAAUGCACGACCAAUACCUCAACAUGCAAAGGCCAGAGUCACCGGAAGACAAGACAUAUGUUGAGGAGUAUCUGAGCCAAGUGGCUACUGAUACUGUUGCGUGGUGGAACGGAGUGAUCGAUGGAUCUCAGAUCAAAGUAGACUUGGCCUCCCACUGA